AUGAAAAAACGUUUCGAUGAAAAGCACACGCCUACAAAGUCAUACAGUAAGGAUGAUCUUGUACUAUGGUCUGGGGCGAAUACAAAUAAAAAAGAAGUGAGUAGGAAAGUAGGUUAUCAAAAGUUUGGUGGGCCUUAUAAAAUCAAGAAGGUUUUGGGAAAUGAUAGAUAUGAAAUAACAUCUUUGGAGGGCUUAAAGGGGUAUAAGAGAUUUAGAGCAAUAGUGGCUGCUGAUAGCUUGAGAGAAUGGAAAGGCGGUGUUAUUGAUAUUUCAGAAAUUGAAAGCGAGGUCAAUAGUACUGACGAAUUAAUUGAUUUGUUGGGAGGUUAG
Messenger RNA from Acanthoscelides obtectus, 330 nucleotides. Lineage: Eukaryota; Metazoa; Arthropoda; Insecta; Coleoptera; Chrysomelidae. The record is from the annotation of a GenBank genome assembly.